GCAGCCCACCGUCCGCUGGCGGUACGGUUCCGAUGUCGUCCAAACGGAAAUCACCCCCGAACAAGCUCUCCAAUGCGGUGACGAUCGAGAAGAACAACUUCAAGAAGAUCUCGCUGAAGAAUGAGGAGUUCCUGAAGUCGUCCCCGGUGAAGGAGCUGAACUGUGCGUACGAUACGAACUUUCUCGCGAUGCAGAAGAUGAGCGCCGAUCCGAAGUUUCUCAAGCACGACGAUCUGCUCAGUGCCCGGCACGACGAGCAUCUGCUGCCGCUCGAGCACGACUUUCACUACAAUCUGCCGUUCCUGAACGUGGCCAGCUACAUACUGAAGGGUUCGGAUCCGACCCUCAACAAGGCGGACAACUUUCAGCUGACGAUGAAUCUGGACAGCUUGAACAUUUCGAGCGGCAAUCAGGAAACGACACCACCGUCACCGGUGUCCCCGUCGACCGCCGCGCCGAAGGUGCCCGGCACGACCAGUAGCAGUGCACCGCGCAAGCUGAACAACAUGAUCCUGAACCACCUCAAAUCGAUCGUCGACAAUUUUGACAGCAUAAACAACAAUGUGAACGAUAAGAACAGUUACGGUGGCGCGACAAACAACUGUCAGAGCGAGGACCCUCCCAUACACAUGUCACCGCCGGUAGAGCAGCAGACGGUGCCGCAGCUAAACAAUCAGUAUCUGGAGAAGAACAACCUGGAAUCGUUUCGGACCCGGCUGGACGAACGCAUCACCAAUCUGCAGCUGAGCAUGAGCGAGAUCUACCUGAUGCGGUUGAACCUAAGCUUGCUCGACUUCCCGAACGAGAUACCGAGCACACUGCUGAACAACCACAGUCCACAGCAGCAGCAGGACGAUCUGCCGAACCGGAACUGUAGCUCACAGAGUACGCAGAACAACAUCAAGCUUAUCAAACGAAGCUUCAAGGAGUCACUGUACGAGAAGGAGAAAAACAUCAACCGACUGAUCAUGUACUUUACGAUAUGGCGCGAGAUGCUACUGAAGGCGGAAUUUGGCGAAAACCGGAAGUACAAACAGAACAACAAUUCAAAAAGCAACCUCGACCAAUCGCCAUCCUGUCUGCUGGCUGGUGGUGGAGGUGUCGGCAGUACAGUGGCAGCCGGUAGCAGCACUUCCACCAGCGUCCCGGAUGGUACGGCGACACGGACGGGAAUGUCACCGGCCGCUUCCUCCACCGCCUCCGUCCCGUCCGCAACGCCGGUAGCGAGCGGGGUAGCAUCACCGAACCGGUGUGGCUCGGCAGCUGGGACCACCGUGAUCGACUGUGAUUUAGCAGGGGGACCGGUCGAGCUGGCAAACGAACCGGACAACUGCAUACGCCGAUACCAAAACGUAUUUCAAUCGAUUGCCUGCAAGAUGUCGGGCGAGCUGGGUGGACAGCUGUCACAGCAUCCGGCGGCCGGUGGUGGUCCCGUCUAUCAGCCGCCCGGUGGUGGUGGUGGUGGGAGCAGUAGUAGCAGCAGUAGUGGAGGUGGCGGUGUCACCAACACUGCACCAGCGGGUAGCACUAUUGCCCGCCGCAAUGCACGCAAACGUCCCCACCUGAUGCCACCGGAUGCGGACCCGGACCAGAUGAUACUGGCGAAGCAACCGAUGCUGUCCGGGCCAGCGUUAAACUGUUCCAGUACCGGCGUACCGGGCGGUACUACGCCAGGGCUCACACUGUACGACGAGUACGAGAAGGCAAAGGAGGACGAAAACCAAAGAUACGCGAAGGAACCGGACGUGCCGAUCAAUCUGUCCAAACGGAAGCCGUCGCGCGAUAGCCCGCUGGUACCAGCGCUCGAGCUCAGCAACGGUACCAAGCUGCCCGGCAUGCUGCCGGGCGGUAGCGGUGGAGGUAGUGGCGGUGGCGGUCCGUUUGGGCCGGCGGGACUAUUUUCCGGUUGCGAUACGGACGAGCUGAACCACCGGUUGGAGCUGAUGUCGGAUAAGGUGGGUUUGCUGCCACCGACGGCUGUCGCGCUGCUGGAGAAAGAGUCCGACAAGUACUUCCUCAAAUCGAAACGGGAUCGGCUCGAUGCGCUCGAGGCGAACCACCUGUUUGACUAUCCCGGACCGGACGGGAUGCACAAGCAUGCGAAGCUGAACCUUUACCACCAAUCGCCCAGCCCGCACCACGGGAGUCCAGAUGAGAAGCAGCAGGGUAUGGGGCUUGGGGAAUCGGCAUACCCGCUUGCACAGCAGUUCUUCAUCAAGGCGACCGAUGCAGGGGGGCACGGUGGACCGGGUGGGCCUGGACUUUCGCCCUUCAACAGUAACGCCAUGAUAGACAACAUGAACCGCCAUCUUAUCCAACGCCAACACUCGAUCGCCGCUGUUAGUGGUGGAGGUGGCGGUGGUGGUGGCGGAGGCGGCGGCGGCGGAGGCGGUGGAAGUGGAAAGAAGGAUAAAGGUAUGACGCUCGGUGGGAUGGAGCUCGGUCCAGACCUCGGCACCGGGCGCAGCCGGUCCUCUAGCACCGAGAAAAAUCACAUCAAGCGCCCGAUGAAUGCGUUCAUGGUGUGGGCGAAAGAUGAGCGGCGUAAGAUACUGAAGGCCUGCCCGGACAUGCACAAUUCCAACAUCUCGAAAAUACUGGGAGCUCGGUGGAAGGCGAUGACGAACCUCGAGAAGCAACCGUAUUAUGAGGAGCAGGCGAAGCUGUCCAAGCAGCACAUGGAGAAGCAUCCGGACUACCGGUAUCGGCCACGGCCGAAGCGUACCUGCAUCAUCGAUGGCAAGAAGAUGCGCAUCUCCGAGUACAAGUGUCUGAUGAAGAACCGACGUCAGGAGAUACGACAGUUCUGGACGCGGGACUACGACAGCGGUACCGACCAGAAGUGUCCGCUCAAGGACGCUGGGAAGGUGAUCAAGAACGAGGCCAUGUAAAA
This is a messenger RNA of Anopheles maculipalpis, 2893 nucleotides long. RefSeq lists its product as uncharacterized. Gene Ontology annotation, molecular function: RNA polymerase II cis-regulatory region sequence-specific DNA binding; DNA-binding transcription factor activity, RNA polymerase II-specific. Gene Ontology annotation, cellular component: nucleus. Gene Ontology annotation, biological process: regulation of transcription by RNA polymerase II; cell fate commitment. The record is from RefSeq and is a predicted model, not a curated record. Bases 33 to 2891 code for a protein of 952 amino acids. Lineage: Eukaryota; Metazoa; Arthropoda; Insecta; Diptera; Culicidae. The transcript is spliced from 4 exons.